CAUUUCCAUGUGAAGUGAAUUUUAUCGUUGGCGCUCCCACUUUAUCUGCAUUUGUAUAAGAUAUCUUGCUAAAAUAGAUCAUCUGAUCGAUCCAGAGAUGGACACAGAUGAUGAUUAUCAAUUAGCCUUGCUGCUACAGGCCGAAUAUGACCAGGAAACGGCAGCAAGUGCCGCUGAAGACGAUAUCUAUUUUGUCGGAGCCGAUGGGUCUCCAUCUUUGGCUAUUCCAAGCAUCUCCCACCUCCCACUGCCAGGCAGCCCAGGAUCACCCAAAUCCAUUGUUGAUAAAGAGUGGGAACUGCUUGAUCCUAAUCCUGAUAUACGCGCUCUGUUCCUGCAAUUUAAUGAAAUGUACUUCUGGAGCAGGCUGACUGGAAUUGAAGUGAAAUGGAGCCCCAGAAUGACUUUAUGUGCUGGCCUUUGUGUCUAUGAGGGAAGGGGCGGACUAUGCUCAGUCCGACUGAGUUUACCACUACUUAAGCUGAGGCCUAGGAAAGACUUGGUGGAAACAUUACUGCAUGAAAUGAUCCAUGCCUACUUGUUUGUGACAGACAAUAAUAAGGACCAUGACGGCCACGGCCCAGAGUUCCAGAAACACAUGAACAGACUUAAUUCCUCCUGUGGUUCUAGCAUCUCGAUUUAUCACACAUUCCAUGAUGAGGUCGAUUCCUACAGACAACAUUGGUGGCGCUGUAAUGGUCCUUGUCAAAAACGUCCUCCGUAUUUUGGUUUUGUGAAGCGUGCGAUGAAUCGUGCACCAUCUUCCAGAGACACCUGGUGGUCACAACACCAAGCAUCAUGUGGAGGUUCUUAUACUAAGGUGCGAGAACCAGAGGGUUAUGGAAAGAAAACAUCCAAGUCUAAACAAAAGGAGAUUGAAGAAAAGAAGAAAGAAAUCAGCAAGUUCAAAGAUAUUCGUGCUUUCAUGGGUCCAGGGAAGCUCCUAGGUGGAGGCAAGAAAGAUAGCAAUAAAGAAAAGAGUAAGGCAUCUUCGACAGUUUCAAAGAGUAAUUCAGAUGACGAUGAUGUGACUGUAGUUAAAGUAGAAAAGAAAAAUUCAGUCAGUGGCAGCUCUAAAGGACAUAGUUCAGGUUCUUCAAAACAUAAGUCUGAUGAUCACAAGUCGCAUAAGGACAGUAGCAGUCAUGAUAAACAUCGACACAGCUCACACAGCAGUUCUAAGGACCAUGAUCACUCAAAACAUAAGGAACACAAAAGUAGCUCAAAAGGGGAGUCGGAUCACCACAAGUCCUCGGAUAAAAAACAUUCGUCCUCGGAUAAAAAACACUCGUCCUCUGCAAAGGAUUCUGAUUCAAAGAAACAUUCGUCCUCCAGUAAAGGUUCUUCUUCAGCUUCUGCAGCUAGUGGUAGCUCGAAGAAAAAGGAAAGUAGCUCAUCGUCUGUCGAUAAGCCUAAGAAGUCAAAUGUUCAUGGCGUUGACAGCAGUCCAUCAGGUUCUGAGCUCGGUGAACCAAGUGCUGUAGCUCAUGGGAGCAAUGUGCAUGGUUUUGUCAAAGGUACUGACAAAAGUUCAAAGGGGAAGUCUUCGUCGUCUGCUGUAGCCUUCUCAGGUAUGGGCAAUGUGCUUGGUUCUAGCUCUGACGCCAAACACAAGGGAGAUCGAGAAAAGCAUAAGCAUGAAAAAGAAAAACAUCGUCAUAAGGAGGAGAAGGUAAAGUCCAAGGAGAAGGACAAAUCGGUUUCGAAAAAACGUCCUAGUACAGAGAGUAGCAACAGCAGCAACAGUGAGCCGAGUAGCAAGAAGGCAAAACACGGAGAAGAGACGGUGUUCGGUCAUGGAAGAACAAGCAAAUUCCGUGGUGAUAAGCCUAAGACCGGUAUUGCCCUGAAUGAUCCAGAUGAUAUGGUCCCUUGUCCAGUAUGUGCUACUAGAGUCAGGGCAACUGACAUCAAUGGUCAUUUGGACUCUUGUCUUGGUGGUUUAUAAUGAUGUGGUGAGAAGCCUACAUUUCAUUCCUUAGUUUGCAGAGCUUUUCACAAAAAUAGCGGAUUUGAAGUUCAAUGACAAUCGUGUUGGUAUUUCCUGUGAGAGAAAAUUGUAUUGGAUAUUACUUAAAAGGACUAAAUGCUUAUAUUCAGGCAUAUUAAGAAGGAUAUGGUACCCUGCCGCCCUUUUUUACCCACAAAAUGCGCCGUGCCCCUCUUAAAACCCAAAAAUGUUUUCAUAGUCUUUGAUCUUCUGACCAGACAAUGGUUGAAGAGAAUUUUUAAGACAUAUUGGCUUCUUGGAGUACAUGCAUAUAGCAUGAGAUAGCUCUGUGAAUCAAGAAAUGAAAUGAUUUUGACCAUAAAAUAAUAGAGUUGAACUAAAACUUGGUAGAUACUACUUAGCACUUCAAUGCGAAGUAACGGAUACUGGUACUGUAGUUGUUGGUAUUGUAGUUUGUAGUUAGAAAAAAGGUACAAUGGGAGACUAAAGGCCACUGUUGCUUUAAGUGACACCUAAUACUAAUAGCAAGUGUCACCCCUGUAAAAUUCUCUUGAAAAUUUUGACCUGCCUGUACCAGUUCGCUGAAAGAUUUUAAACUGAAGAGAUCAAUUACCGGUGCUACUCGACCACUAAAUAGCACUGUCCCACCACCAGUGGCAAUGAAGUCCCUCAUUCUGUGUGCCUUCUUACUUUCAGAGGUUUUAAUAAAAAUCUUGACCAGUCCAAAAAAAGGUUGUCUGAUCAGCUGAAUGUCUUAUGUCUUUAUCGUUUUCAUUUAAAAUUGUAUUGUAUGUAAAUGUACCUUUUGAACACUAUGUAGAUUGUAUAAAAGAUACACAAAUUGAAAGACCAAUGCGAAAGUAUUGUAUCACUAAUCGUCAUUGAUUGAAUCGAGAUAAGACAACUCAGUCUUAUUUGACCUCGAAAUAUGUCAACCGUGAAACUUCCACGAAAGAUAAAAUAUGUUGAAUUUGCUUCUUUUCGAUUGACGGCAGACAUUGCUGCCAAAUUGUUAGCCAUCUCUCCUUGCCUCAGUGAUGUAUCCAGAUUUAAGACCUACGGAAAUUUUGGAUCUUUUUCUGUUGCAUUUUAAAAUUCUUGUAAUAUUUUGUUGUAACAUCCACGUUAUCAGCACUAUCACAAUUUUCCUUUUCUUCUAUUGCUUUUUCUUUUUUAGCUGUUAAAGCUAAGGUUUGACAUUUUUGCGGCAGUGUUGUGUUAGCAGGAAGGCUGGGGGGGGGGGGUUGCCAGACAUUGAUUGAUGUUUACCAGACAUUGAUUGAUGUUUACCAGACAUUGAUUGAUGUUUACAUUUGGAACAGUAUCCAAGACAACUGCAUUGAAUGUUUCCUUCUGUUGAGAGUUCCAUUGUUACUGUCCCAAGUACUUCAUCAGGUGGUAGGUGUAAUAAGUAACUGUGAAGUCAGUGGUUUUUGAAUAUAAUUUGUUUGGAAUAUGUAACCGUUAUGUAGUCUUAGGUUAUCAUUAUACAAGUUAUCAAA
This is a messenger RNA of Lineus longissimus, 3453 nucleotides long. Its product is annotated as DNA-dependent metalloprotease SPRTN-like. Gene Ontology annotation, cellular component: nucleus. The record is from RefSeq and is a predicted model, not a curated record. The transcript is spliced from 5 exons. The coding region runs from base 98 to 1948 and encodes 616 amino acids. Gene Ontology annotation, molecular function: metalloendopeptidase activity; polyubiquitin modification-dependent protein binding; single-stranded DNA binding. Gene Ontology annotation, biological process: DNA repair. NCBI's taxonomy places the organism in Eukaryota, Metazoa, Nemertea, Pilidiophora, Heteronemertea, Lineidae.